AUGACGGCUUGGCCCUGGCAGCACGUCGCCCGCAGCGGCCGCCAUAGCUUGGCAACGCUCCGCCGCAGCCCGCUUGCCGAGAUCUCGGGCGCCCUGGGUGACUUGGGCACGCUGCUGCCGCUGAUGGCCGCGCUCGCCCUCCAGGGAUCCGUGUCGCUGUCGUCGACCCUCGUUUUUUCGGGCCUGUUCAACAUGGUCACGGGUCUCUGGUUCGGCAUCCCGCUGCCCGUCCAGCCCAUGAAGGCCAUUGCCGCCGCCGCCAUUGCCCAGAACGCCUCGCUGCGCGACACCCUGGCGGCCGGGGCGCUUGUGAGCGGUGUCGUGCUGUUGCUGGCCGUGACGGGCCUGCUGCGCCGUCUCGCCGAGGUCGUGCCGGUGCCGGUCGUCAAGGGCAUCCAGUUGGGUGCGGGCCUGUCGCUGGCGCUGUCGGCGGGCGGGCCGUCUUUACUAGGUGGCCUGGGCUGGCUGGACCACCCAUCGGUGCUGGACAACCGGCUGUGGGCGCUGGCGGCGUUUGCCGGUCUGCUCUUGACGCAGCGAAUGGCCCCAGUGGGACCCUCGUCGUCGUCGUCCGUCCGUACAGCCUUUUUGCCGUUCGCCCUCGUUGUGUUUCUGCUUGGCCUCGUCUUUGCGCUGCUCGACCACAGCCACCAUGCCGGCCACGUGCUCCCCCAUUUCGCCUUGUGGACGCCCCGCCUGGUUUUGCCGCAUUGGCUGUCCAGCAAUGCCUGGGCCAUGGCCGUUGCGCAGUUGCCUCUAACGACGCUCAACUCGGUCGUUGCCGUGUCCGCCUUGGCCGAGGAGCUGUUCUCACCGUCCGCUCUGCCCCUUCUAUCGCUCUCGUCGUCGUCGCCCUUCACACCCGCUACCUCCGUCACGGCGUUCGGCUGCAGCGUCGGCGCCAUGAACCUUGUCGGCUGCUGGUUUGGUGCCAUGCCCGUCUGCCACGGCGCUGGCGGACUGGCUGCCCAGUACCGGUUCGGUGCGCGGAGUGGCGCGAGCGUUAUUUUGCUCGGCGCUGCCAAACUGCUGUUGGGCCUGUUUUGGGGCGAAACGUUGUUGGAACUCCUGCGUGCCUUUCCGCGCAGCUUCCUCGGUGUGCUUGUCCUGGCCGCCGGCUUGGAGCUGACAGCCGCGGGUGCGACCCUCAACGAAGGUGGUGAUACAUCGUACAGCGCCCAGCAGAAACGCGAGCGGUGGACGGUCAUGCUUAUGACGGCCGCCUGUCUGCUGGCGUUCAAGAAUGACGCCGUCGGUUUUGUUGCCGGCCUGCUCUGUCACGGCGCCUACCGUUUGGCAGACGCGCUUGAGGCUCGGCGCAGCCGCCACAGCCGUCUCCGUCGUCCAGGUCACCCCGAUGAAUCAAGCACACUUUUGGCUUCAUAG
Messenger RNA from Sporothrix brasiliensis 5110, 1386 nucleotides. Its product is annotated as sulfate transporter. The record is from RefSeq and is a predicted model, not a curated record. Gene Ontology annotation, biological process: molybdate ion transport. Bases 1 to 1386 code for a protein of 461 amino acids. The transcript has a single exon. NCBI's taxonomy places the organism in Eukaryota, Fungi, Ascomycota, Sordariomycetes, Ophiostomatales, Ophiostomataceae. Gene Ontology annotation, molecular function: molybdate ion transmembrane transporter activity.